AGGUGGAGGGGGGAGGGUGGCGGGUGGCAAAAGCCGUGUUGUAAGCCCAUUCUCUCUCCACUCUCUCUAAUGAUUCGUUCUCUUGCUGUAAUGUGAAGACUUUAUACGAGUCUGCUAACCUAAAAAUCUCUCUCUUCCUUCUGAACCGCCUUUAAAAAAAAGGAAAAUAUUAUAUUUAUUUAUAAAAAAGGAAAAGCAGAAACCCUAGAAAAAGCUUCGUUGCAUCUCUAUCCUCCUUUCUCUCUUUCUCCGCUUUUCUUUGUCGAAGAGCAAGCCAGUCAUCCCGAAUUCAAGAUCUGUGAAACGAAGAUGGAGGUUUCACGGAUUUGAGAUCUGGCUGGAGGAAGUCGAGACACGGUAGAUCGGUUGGGUUUUGGAGGUUCUUUUGCUUUAUGGUUUGGUUACAGAUCUGGGUCUGAAGGGGUUGCUGUUUGAUCUCGUUGCUUCGCUGCGAAAAUGUCGAUUUUAUCGAAGGGUGAUUCGAUUCACAUCAGGGAAGUUUGGAAUGACAAUCUCGAGGAGGAAUUCGUUUUGAUUCGUGAGAUCGUGGACGACUACCCGUACAUCGCUAUGGAUACCGAGUUCCCUGGGAUUGUCCUUCGGCCUGUGGGCAAUUUCAAGACCAGCUCCGAUUAUCAUUACCAGACUCUGAAGGCCAACGUUGACAUGCUGAAGCUGAUUCAAUUGGGCCUGACUUUUUCCGACGAGGCAGGGAACCUUCCGACGUGUGGGACCGACAAGUACUGCGUUUGGCAAUUCAACUUCCGUGAGUUCAAUGUUAGCGAGGAUGUUUUUGCGAAUGACUCAAUCGAGCUGCUGCGCGAGAGCGGGAUCGAUUUCAAGAAGAACAACGAGAAGGGUAUCGACGCGCAUCGGUUCGGAGAGCUCCUCAUGUCCUCUGGAAUUGUGUUGAACGAUAGCGUGCUUUGGGUGACCUUUCACAGUGGAUACGAUUUUGGCUACUUGCUUAAGCUCCUGACGUGCCAGAACUUGCCGGAUACGCAGGCUGGAUUUUUCAAUCUGAUAAAGAUGUAUUUCCCAAAUGUGUAUGACAUCAAGCAUCUCAUGAAGUUCUGCAACAGCCUUCAUGGUGGGUUGAACAAGCUUGCGGAGUUAUUGGAAGUGGAACGUAUUGGUAUCUGUCACCAAGCCGGGUCUGAUAGUUUGCUUACCUCUUGUACAUUCAGGAAGUUGAAAGAUGCUUUCUUUAAUGGCCAAACCGAGAAAUAUGCAGGUGUUUUGUAUGGCCUCGGUGUUGAAAAUGGACAGAAUACUCACUGAAAAGGAAAAAAAAAUAAUAAAAAUGAAAAACUGUUUGUUUGAAUACAUCCUGGUGUGAAUCUCUUCUCUCUAUGUAUACCUUCGGCCUUGCUAAGUUAUGAAUUUUCUCUUUUUCUUUUCUUCUUCCUCUGGAUUUUCUUUCCAGAAUGUUGUGGAUUCCGCAUGUGCAUGAGGAAUCAUAUCUAUGGAACUGCAAUUUGCCUGCGACA
Messenger RNA from Nelumbo nucifera (sacred lotus), 1490 nucleotides. NCBI's taxonomy places the organism in Eukaryota, Viridiplantae, Streptophyta, Magnoliopsida, Proteales, Nelumbonaceae. The record is from RefSeq and is a predicted model, not a curated record.